CGACGCCGCGCAGCAGCAGCAGCAGCUUCAUCACCGCUGACCGACACCGACCUCCUGCUCGUCUCCAGGCCGCGGCAUGGACGCCGGAGCCCGGCCUGUUUCCUCUGAAUCACAGCGGGUCCGGUUCGAGCGGCGUUCCGCACCGAAGCUGAAGAUAAUACCGACGGUGAAGAAGAUAAAGAUGAUGAUGAUGGCGGUGUGCAGUUAGAGCUGCGGAGCGGAAACACGCCGCAAACAGAAUCCGUGCGGGAGCAUCGCGCUCCGAUGCAGCAGAAAAAUCGCCAUUGUUUGGAUGCGCAGCAGACUGAGAGGAAAAACCCAGACUGUACGGGAAGUGUUUGACAGAGAGACGCCAUGCUUUCACCGCUGCUUCUAACGGUGUGUCUGCUCUGGUUUACCCAGAUCUCGGCCUUCCGGGCGUCUGUGAACGACGCCGGUUUGAUCGCGGUGACGCUCGAGCGCUCAGACCUGCAGGAGAACGUCACGGCGUACGCAGCGCAGAUCUCCGGAGAACCUCGUCCGAUCCUGGUCCAGUUCGUGAACACCAGCGAGCCUGUGCUGUUCAACACGUCGUUUCACGGCCUCUGCUACACUGUGGGACUGCUGGUUAAACUGGGACAGACCUGGUCCAGACCCGUCAAGACCGUCUCUGUGCUCACAAAGCCUCUUCCUGUCCGCAGAGCUCACAUCUCAGACUACAGGGAGUCUCCAGAGACCGGGGUGGUGUUUGAGAUCGAGCCUCCGGCCGGUAACGUCUUCAGCCGAGUCAACAUCAGCUACACUGAAGGACAAGAACGACGAUCUAUGCUUUAUAAAGAUUUCUACAAAGGGAAGACGGUGUUCAAACACUGGUUACCUGGGACGUGUUACCGUAACAUCACCUUCCAGCUGAUCUCUGAGGCCACAGUGAACCAGACUGCACUGGUUACACACAGUGACAUCACACACACACCUCUGCACCACAGGACAGUGCCCUUCCCCCCCCUCAACAUUUCCCGUAAGAUCGUCCACCUGAGCCAGAGGACGCUGCCAGGGGAAGACGCCAACCUCGUGCCUCCUGAGGCGGGCGAGGAGAGCCGGCGAGCCUCCCGUCGAUCGCGGGACGUCCCUCUGAUAGAGGAGGAGGAGGAGAACACCUCUGAGGAGGCGGCGGGCAUUUCCACUCAGGUCCCCUUCGGCCCAACGCGCAACCUGACAGACGCCGUGAGGACCAAUCAGACGGCGGAGACUCGGAGCUUCUGGCCGGACCCGACCGACCCUUCUCCUGCUGGAGACGGGGAGGACGAGUUCGUCAACGCCGUGGUGCCCGAGUACGAGGACUCCAACGAGCCGGGCUCAGCCAUGGGUCUCCCCGCGGAGGCCUCCGUCCUGCCCACCACACUGCCCCCCAUCCUGCUGGAGCUGCGCUGGCUGCCGCCCCGACCCCCCACCAGCUACGACGGCUUCAACAUCUACAUCUACAGAGACGGUAACUCCACAGAAACAGCCACGGUGGAUGAAAACACUCACGAGUUCUUCACCGAGCUGACGGAGCCGGGGACGUACCGAGUCCAGGUCACCACGCUCAGCUCGUCCGGAGACUGCGAGGCCCGAGAGAGCAGCGCCGGCGCCGCCUUCACCUUCUACCUCACAUCAUUAAAACCGCUUGUUCCAGGUCCCGGCGGUGAGCUGCUGGAGGAUCUCCGGGAGCGUCCUCAGGCCGUCACCGUCAGACUGCUGGACUCCAGCACCGCCGCCGUCUCCUGGGCUCAGUCCUCCGAGAACCACAACGGCAGCCUGGUGUCGGUGGUGUCUACGACCUGCCUCAGGCCGAGCCUCAGCCAGAGGAUGGAGAACACGUACUGCAGCGAGGAAAACACCACGAGUGACAUCAUCACUAGCCUGACCCCCGGGGCUCAGUACCGAGUGGUCGUCUAUCACACUAACGGGCCCCUGAUCAGUCCUCCGUCUGAACCCGUCAUCAUCGAUAUCGAGCCCACAGGUGUGCGCGAGCUGGCCGUUUACCCCCUGAGUCCGACGGCGGUGAUCCUGAGCUGGCAGCGUCCGUAUCACGUCUCCUUCAGGAAGUACGUCCUGCAGACCUUCUUCUUCAACCCCGUCACCCUGGCCUCGGAGUGGACCACCUACUACGAGAUCGCCGCCACCGCCUCCAUCAUCGCCUCAGUGAGAGUCACGGAUCUGCUGCCGGCUUGGUAUUAUAAUUUUCGUGUUUCGAUGGUGACGUGGGGCGACCCGCCGCUCAGCUGCUGCGACAGCGCCACCGUCAGCUUUGUUACAGCUCCCGAGGCUCCUCACAUCUCCUCGGUGGAUUACUCUCAUGGCGUCCUGUACGUUCGUUGGACGUACGGCGAGCUCUUCAUCGACCUAUCACACUCCAGGAUGCUGCACUGGCAGGUGGUGGCCGUCGGCAAGAAAGGACCGGAGAGGAGCUACUCCGUCGACGUGACUCGUAACGUGAUGCGGGCCAGCCUCCCUCUGCCCCCAGGAGACAUCUACAACCUGACGGUGACGGCCUGCACCGAACGCAGCAGGAACACCUCCAUGCCAAACAUCAUCAAACUGGAGCCGGCUCCUCCCAGGUCUCUGUUCGCUGUGAACGCCACUCACUCGGCUGUGACUCUGCUGUGGACCGAGGAGGGAGUGGUGGACUACUACCAGGUCCUCUGCAAACCCAGCAAACCCAGCAAGGAACGCAAGGCCUGGGAACCUCAGACGGCCAACUCUCACGUGGUGACGGUGUCUGGUUUGAUGCCCUCAUCCACCUACAACUGCACCGUCACCAGCUUCAGCUACAGCACGCCCAGCAAGCCCGCGCACAUCACCAUCACCACUGUCGCUAAAGAGAUGAACCCGAGCGUAGCAGCGAUCUCGGCUCUGGCCGUCCUCAGCAUCCUGCUCAUCUGCCUGCUGGUUCUGUUUCUGCUCAUCCUCCGCAAGAAGCAUCUGCAGAUGACCAGAGAGUGCGGUGCAGAGACUUUCGUCAAUUUUGCUUCAUUUGAAAGAGAUGGAAAGCUUCCUUAUAACUGGCGAAGAAGCCUCUUUGCCUUCCUUACCCUACUGCCAUCCUGCCUUUGGACUGACUAUCUUUUGGCUUUUUAUAUUAAUCCUUGGAGCAAGACAGCUUUAAAGAAACGGAAGCUAACAAGUCCUGUGCAGCUGGACGACUUCGACGCCUACUUCAAAGACAUGAGCAAAGACUCGGCCUACAAGUUCUCGCUGCAGUUUGAGGAGCUGAAGAGCGUCGGGCUGGAUCUUUCCCAUGAUGCAGCAGACCUGCCCGUCAACAGGCCGAAGAACAGAUACACCAACAUCCUCCCCUACGACUUCAGUCGGGUGAAGCUGAUCUCGAUGCACAACGACGAAGGUUCAGACUACAUCAACGCCAACUACAUCCCUGGAUAUAAACAUGCUAAAGAGUACAUCGCCACUCAGGGCCCGCUGCCCGAAACCCGUAAUGACUUCUGGAAGAUGGUUCUGCAGCAGAAGUCUCCGAUCAUCGUCAUGUUGACUCAGUGCAACGAGCGGCGGAGGGUGAAGUGUGAUCACUACUGGCCGUUCACAGACGAGCCUGUGAUGUACGGAGAGAUCAGCGUGGAGAUGCUCUCUGAAACGGAGUCUCCGGAGUGGACCACCAGGACGUUCAGACUGGGAUAUGCCGACGAGACUCAGGAAGUCCUCCACCUCAACUACACCUCGUGGCCGGAUCACGGCGUCCCCACGGUCAACGCCAUCGAAAGCAUCCUGCAGUUCGUGCACAUCGUCCGCCAGCAGGCCAACAGGACCAAAGACCCCGUUAUAGUCCACUGCAGUGCUGGAGUCGGCAGGACGGGGACCUUCAUCGCUCUGGACCGUCUGAUGCAGCACAUCCGGGAGCACGAGUUUGCAGAUAUCCUGGGGAUGGUGUCCGAGAUGCGUUCACACCGUCUGUCGAUGGUCCAGACCGAGGAGCAGUACGUGUUCAUCCAUCAGUGCGUUAUGUUGAUGUGGCAGAAGAAGAAGCAGCAGUCCAUCACCUCUGAUGUCAUCUACGAGAACGCCAGCAAGACAUAAUGAUGGCGCCUCCUCCAGACGCUGCGAACACACCCAACCUCCUGUGCUUCAGGCAUCCAUUCUCUGCAGAAGAAGAUCUGCUUCAUCAUCAGUAAAAUCAGAAAACAAAAACAGCAGAACAUCUCGACGACACAGGCGGAAGAAGGGGAAAAAAAACAGUUUUUUGUUUGAAUUGGUGUUAAAGCGUGGGAUGGAGUUUUGCCUUAAGGAGCCUUUCACUGACUGACCAACAUGUUGAACCACAACCCUGCCCUCUGAACUGGACUGCUUCAUGUCAACGUGGGGUCGGAGGAGUCGGAGGGGCGUUAACGAGCUCCGUCCUGUGAUUGGAUGUCUACACUGUGUCCGUCCUCGUUCUGACGACGCGAGACGACGAGUCUGUGGAGCCGAGUCAGCAGUUUUUCAUUUUAUUUAAUCUCAGGAGUAGCUGGAAAAAAAACAAAAAAAACCAAACAGCGAGCACACUGGCCUCUUCCUCCGCUUUGAAAGUCAUACAUCAUUUGUUUUUGGUUUUAUUUGCAUCGUUAAGUGUUCACCUUCCCCGCAGAGUGCAGCUUUCCUGGCUUUUUGCGACGUCGGGAGUCGUAGGCGGUAGAUUGCAACGUCACACUGCCAAACACGCCGAACUCUUAACGUGAUUAAAAACACCUCCUGCUGUAACGUGCUAACCAACUGCCAGGACUGCUGCGCAGACAACGUUCACUGGAAGAACCCAGCAAGCAUUCGACGAAGGAUCAAGUUCUGGAGAAUGAGCACAAAAUUUCACACGUCGGGAUGUUGAACGGAUUUUUAAAACUUGAUUAGUUUUUUUUUAAUCAAACACAAAACAUUAAUCGUGAUUGGAGCUUUCCAAACAUUAUGUUUCUGUCCUGGUUGAAGACGCUGUCAAACUAAAUUGGCGAAUAUAAAAUUAAACACAAACGUGGUCGCGUCGCCUGGUCAGAACAUCAUUUGGACCAUUUCUGCUGCAGACCGAUCGUUCCGGUUCUCAGCCUCGAAGUGUUUUAUCAGAAAAAGGUAUUUUAGUAUCGAUGCUGCUCGACUUUUUAUUACUCGUGCGAAUGUUUGCUGGGUCCGCACAAGAACUAAAAAGGGCACAAAAACAGCUGAAGGGAACAACGGCUUUCUGUGAAAACACGAGUGCCUCAUGCUGCCGCCCUGUCGCUGUCGGGCGCGUUGAGGCCAGUUUAGACGCUAGAGACUGUGGUUGUAGAGCUGUAGUUUGUAUUUGCACUGAGGCCUCCGAGCUGCCUGACCUGCUGACAGAAGAAGGGAAAGAGUUUCUGACUGUCGAGGACGAACUGUACCGUCCCGUGGGCUCUUUUUAACGGAAGGACCUCGCUCUGAAGACGUAGAUUAAUUUUAGACUAGCGGAGAGGUUUUUUACCCUCUAAAGGUUUGUGAUCUAAUCGGCUGCAACAAUCCUGUUUGGAAACAAACAGCAGAGAAAUGGAUCUGACAGUAUCUGAAGACAGGAGAGAGACGAUUACUCAGACAGUUGAACUGCCAAAACCACCAAGAUAUUAUAUCAAGACCUGACAUCAAGUUUUUUCCCUUUAUGUUGCUGAAUUUGGGGAAUGAUAGAAACAUAUCUCCAGGGCAACUUCAAUAUCUUUAAUCCAACCAAUUAUAAAGCUGCAGCUAUUUUUCAUGAAAUAAAUACUGUAUGAAGUGAAAGGAUAAAACAUUUUAACCUGAAGAAAUAUUAAACUUUGGUGAAGCUCCAACAAGAUCUGUCACAAUCCAAAUAUGUGUGAUUAAAUGAGAAAUAUGUUGGAUAACACCCCCCCCACCGAUUUGUAUAGCAAGUUGUGUUGUGCAGGAAAAAUGUAGUAUUAAAGUUCAAGUUUUUACUUCAGUGCUGAAAUUUGGUUACCACGAAUAUGAAAAUGUUGGUAUCGCACUCUUGUCAUCGUUGACCCCAAAUUAUGUUACAACCCCAAGAUUUGGCAUCAUGCCCCAAAAGAUUGUAAGCCUUUGUUUUAAUCCCCAAAUUUUGUUUAACAAACACUAAAUGUAUGUAAAAUUGUGGGUUUGCGCUCCUACAAUUAGUUUUAAUCAAAAUUAUUAAGCUCUGCCUAAAUUUAUGAUGUUUUGUUAUGUGCCCAAAACGUGGUGCGGCUCCGCCCAAGGUUAUAAAUGGCAGAUCCGACUUCCACUUAAACCUGUUUGUCUUGUGUUCGUUUGGGGAGACCACCGCCAAAAUGCUGCAAGGACAUUUGGCUGUUCUAACAAAAUCAGUGUUUUUUGGAUUUCUAAAACCUGGGCCCUGUUUUCACACGUGUUGGUGUGGAAAUGACUCGUAGGUACAGAAAGUCUUGGAUCUGCGCAGUAGAUGUUUCAGCCGGCAGCUGAACCGGCUUCUCGUUGCCGCUGACAGGCUCAGACUGCAACACCAGGUGUCUGACAACAUCAGGCAAAGGAUCCCUGUGAGGGACUCCCGGUGACCCCCUUCGUUUUUAACAGGAAAGUCUCGCUCUGAAAUCUCGUGAGAGGCGACUUGCCGCAGGACGACGCCGGUGGAAACGUGAGUCAGAUUUGGAGAGGAGAGGAAACUCCUCUCGCUCGUUUCCUGCAACAACUCGCCUCUCGCGAGAUGUCAGAGAGAGAACGGUCCUUGAGCGAGACUUCAGUUUCCUGUAAAACACAAAGGGGGUCACCAGGAGUCCCUCGUAGAGAUCCGUUCCACGAUGUUGUCGUCAGACACCUGGUGUAGCAGUCUGAGCCUGUCGCUGGUAACAACAAGCACUUUCUGUGGACGCCAUUUUGACAGGAAGGAAUACCUUGCAGCCGGUUCAGCUGCCGGCUGAAGCAUCUACUGCGCAGAUUCAAAACUUCAUGUCCAUACGAGUCAUUUCAACACCACAAUAUGUGAAAACAGGGCCCAGGUUUGAAAAUACCUGAUUUAUGCUUUAACCCUUUGGUUGUUUCGGGGCCUGAAGCUUUGACCGUGGAUCAGGCCGACUGCACAUCUCUGUCUUAAACACACGACAACUGUACAGAAAAUUGUUAUGAGGCCGUUUUCUGAACCAUCAGCAUCAGAUCAACUUCCAGUAAUUUAGUUAGUUUUUCUUCAUCUUUCUACUGAACAUUUGACUUGAAGGGCAAAAGACAAGUCCACAUUUAUUUCUCACAUCCGUGAUGACUGUAGAGAAUGUUAACUGAACAGACGACAGUGGCCGACUUCUUUCAAAGUUUUAUAGGAUGCUGUCAAAAUAACAACCGAGAGUUAAGAGCGGCUUUUCUUUUCACAUUAGAAAGAUCCAAUAACUAGGACAUAACUUAAUACAUUCAUAGCAACACUUAUUUUAAGUUUAAAUUUCAUUUUCAGUUCAAUUUUCAUUUCACUUGAAACGUUUUUCCAAAUGUGCUAAAUAAAAAGUUUUGUGGAUCAAGUUUAUACUCAACAAAGUAAGGCUGAGUUUGCAGAGUUUAAAUAAACUUUUUUCGUUUUUUUUUAACAAGUAACAUUUAGUUUUAAUUAAACUUCUCAAAUGCAAUACAUCCCCCCGCAAAUGUCUGAUCAAACAAGUGGGCUUCAACACAGCUCUGCUUACAAAUAAUUCAAGAAAAAGCCACUUCUGAAUGUGUAUUAUUUUGACAACAACUUGCAAAUAAAUGGUCAAAAAUGAAAUAUGUCGAUAUAUUAGAAAAGCCCAAAUCUGUUAUUGCACUCUUUCGUAUCGUCCCUAAAAUGUUAUCAAAUUUCCGCACAGCACUUUUAUGUUAUAACUGAAACAGUAAAUCCUCACAAAUAUUAAAAUUCAGCACGCAUAUUAUUGUUGGAUAAAUUCCAGAAAUAUCUAAAAUAGUUCCAAAAUCCAGUGCAGCGCCACAAAUUGGACAUUUUGGAAAAAUUCGGUUUAAUCCCAAAAGAUAAUUUAGCCUCUAAAAUGUGUUAUGAAGUAAUUUAAGGACGAGGCGAUACUGACUCUGUUUUGAAUUGUUUUGACCACAAUUUUUGUUAUAAUGCCAUUGGACACUUCAAAAGCUAGAUGUUAUAAACCCAAAAUUUGGUGUUGGUCCCAAAAGUGUUCCAGUGCUCACGAAUACCAAAAAUAUUUGUCAAAACAUUUGGCGUAGAAAUAUCCAAAUUUAUUAGAAUUUAAAAUAUUUGGUAUGGCACCCUAAAUAUUUAAUUGAACACUGUCGAUUUGCUAAAUAAUUUGUCGUUGUGGCCUUUUGGUUCCAAUUCUCCCUUUAAAACUGUUCUAAAAAAACCAAAUAAUUGAAACAGACCUCAAGUACCAAAAUGAGAUGAAAAGCUGCUUCUUAGUGGUGGUUGUUAUUUUGACUUCACCUUGUUUCUAAUUUGUAAACGGAAUUGAACGAAUGUGUGAAAAGGCUGUUGGACGCUUCAGUGUUUACUUGUAAAAUGACUCGUCAUUGUGGCCUUGUGGUUCAAACACCUGAAGUCUGUUCGGUACUUUGGUCGCCACUCAAUCUGAAAUAGUUACAUUUCACUAUUAGAUAUCAAAUGUACUGUACAUACUACUACUACUGCUUAACUAUUCUGUUUCUACUCGUCAUUACAAAGUAAUUCUUGUGGAAGUGUUGCUUUAGAGGUUUCUUUUUUAAAAAGGUUGUCGUAUAUGUGAAUCAUCGUUACCUGAGCCAGAAGAUAAGUCCUCUCGUCGCUGCGACAGUUCGGUUUUUGGGGCUUCAGCAUCGACACGAGCAGCUGGACGUUCGGAGACUCGGCUGCUUGGGAAAAGCGUUGCGUGGACUCGGAGAGACUCGAUCACGAUUGUCAAAGAUUUCCAAAAGAAAAAACUGAUGACAACCUGCAGACAAUAUCCGAAAGCUCAGCACUGUACACUCUUCUACAAUUCUUUCUCUUGCUUAGCGUGUGUCCAGUCAAACUUGUACGUCAUUGGUGCCAUUCUUGUGCAUAGUGUCACUUAAAAUUUGAGGGAUGAUCUGGAACACGGAUCAUCGUCACAGUUUUAAUGUGUGUGUGUGUGUUGGAACAAUAAAAUGUUGCAGUUA
Molecule: messenger RNA, 9039 nt
Organism: Micropterus dolomieu (smallmouth bass)
Lineage: Eukaryota; Metazoa; Chordata; Actinopteri; Centrarchiformes; Centrarchidae
Gene: ptpro
Product: protein tyrosine phosphatase receptor type O
Exons: 27
Coding region: 355-4050 (1231 amino acids)
Biological process (GO): podocyte differentiation; peptidyl-tyrosine dephosphorylation involved in inactivation of protein kinase activity; negative regulation of canonical Wnt signaling pathway
Cellular component (GO): GABA-ergic synapse; plasma membrane; glutamatergic synapse
Molecular function (GO): Wnt-protein binding; cadherin binding; protein tyrosine phosphatase activity
Source: RefSeq, a predicted model, not a curated record